CAAGACUUGCAAGAUUGUUUAACAGAUUUUCUCAUCAACUAAGUGCUUGACCGAGUUCGUGCCCACCUCAGGCUCUGCGGAUGUUGGCUGUUGGACUUGAAUAUUAGAUAUGCAGCCACCAUUGUUCGCCUUUCUGUCCCUUGGAUCUCCUUGUUUCUAUAGGACAAAAGUUUCAUUUUGCAGUUUUUUCAUUCUCAUAUCUUGCAUGGCUUGGAGAGAUUCUUCUGGUGCAGCAAAUGAAGAUGGCAAGACAGGAUUGGGCAGACCAGUAAACCAUUUUAUAGGUGAUGUUACCUGUCCAGACGAUAGUGGACAAACUCCCUCUGCUGAUUUUCCAACUAACGAAACCAGUGAAAAAGUUGCUGCUUAAGAGGAAGUGAUCAAGAAAAAUGUUAUAACUGUAAUGAAUUAUGAACAAGAGGAGUUGUUGCGAGAUAGAAGAAGAGAUGGCUGCUCUACGUACCAAGAUAGAAGAACUGAAGGAACUCGGAAAUCGGUUCAUUCCAUCCACAAUGACUAAAAUCAUCCGAGGAGAAGUAAUGGAAUUUGUAGCCCAUCUCAAGCAUCAUUAUCGAAUGGAGAUGUAUAAAGAUUCAAGUAUAGGACCAUGGAAUUCUUGCUCGCGUCAUUUCUGCCACAGAAAGCCUUUCGAAGUAGAGGCAGUCUCAUUUUACCAAAAAGAAGAUGAAAGAGAUGCUAUAUACGGUUGUAAAGAGAGUGGGUUUUUCCUUCAUGAAAUUUGUGCUCAAUUUCAAUUGCCUCAAGAGUGGAACCAUUCCUGUCACUCUGAGGAUCCUCUUUCGCUUUACGAAGUGGAAUCCGGUGCUCCUCAGAAGUUCCAGUGCCAUUUAUGUGAAUCCAAUGGUUCAAAUUUUGUGUACCAUUGUGCAAUCUGUAAGUUCAGCAUAGACCUUCUUUGCAUUAACUUGAAGCCUACCAAGAAAUUGGAAGUUCAUGCCCCUGAAAACAACCACCGGCAUCCCCUAUUCAUAUUUGAAGCACCAUUUGUGGUCGAUUUUCGCUGCUCUUUUUGCCAUAGUCACAUCUAUGGGACUGUCUGUCUUGAUUCAUUGCAGAAACAUAUCGCAUGAAGAGUGCUCUCUGCCAUUAGAAAUCAGAUAUGAGUUUCACUUUGAACACCCUCUAGCCCUUUUCCCCAGCUCCAAAUUCCCAGUAAAAACGCCAUCAUGCAGUGCUUUCUCUGGGCCGAAUUUCCGUGAAGCAUUCUACAUAUGUCAGCAGUGCAACUUUGUUCUAGGCCUACAAUGUGCCUUCUUGAUGCCCAUCUUCUCAGAUUCCAAAUCUCAUCGAGAGCUCCAGGAGCAACCCCUCUGCCUGUCCCACCCGCUGACCCAAUGCAGUGUCACAAAGCAAAUCAAUAGCAAUUGCUCAGGGUGCAACUCACCCAUCAAACAUACCAUUUUCGUUUGCACAGAAUCUGGUAUUUUACUGGGCAAAUCCUGCAUAGAAUUGCUUCCUGAGAUCGCACACCCUUGUGGCCCACUCCGCCAUGUUAAACUCGUCGAUAACUUGGACCUGAACAGUCGUUUGAAAUGCCGUGGAUGCAAAAAGACGAAUUGCAUUUUCACUUGCGUACCCUCCAAAUGUGAUUUCUACUUAGAUCCUCAAUGUGCUUCUACAAAGCCACAUAUGAUGGGUCUAAAAUUCAGCAGCAUCCUCUUGCUUUGUUGGAGACCAACCUUGGUAAUUUAAGGUGCAACAGUUGCGCCAUGCAAGAAGCAUUUCUUCCAGUGCUUGGAUUGUAGAUUUGGUCUUCAUCUGGAAUGUUAUCCUUUACCUGAAAUCAUCAAACAUGACUGCCAUCGUUAUCCACUCACCCGUACUCCCAAUCAAAGACUUAUCUGAUGAAGAUAGUGAUGAUUAUGCAUUACAUGGAAAAGGAGUCUGCACUUGCAAUUUCCUACGGAGAGGAGAAUGAAGGAAAAGUUGGUGCAGCAGAUGAAGAGAUCGUAAAGGAUAUAUUUAUUGCUUUAAACAGACUUAUCAUUAGAAAAGCAGAUGAUCAGAUAGAUGAAGAGAUUGCAGCACUUCAAAACCAGGAUACAACAAUUAAAGCAUAUACAAAAGCAGCUUCAUGGGGUUCAUUUUUCAACAUCAAAUAAAGUUUUGAAUUCCUAGUUAGAAGAAAAAUAGCUCAUAUUUUUGGACUCCUUGAUUUCCGCGUAUUGCUGUUGUCUUAAUUCGUUUAAAGAGAUGACAUAGUCUUGUUGCUGUCUUUUCUUUGAACGGCGUUCAUUUUGUCGGCCAAAUAGCUGUGCCACAUCAUUGUGUGCAGAGUUUGAAAGCUUGACAUCAAUUUUUUUCAUAAUCAUUCCUUGUACUGUUGAUU
Coffea arabica (coffee) is the source of this 2350-nucleotide messenger RNA. NCBI's taxonomy places the organism in Eukaryota, Viridiplantae, Streptophyta, Magnoliopsida, Gentianales, Rubiaceae. The record is from RefSeq and is a predicted model, not a curated record.